GACCUGCAAAAAGCGUCCAUCAACAUAUCCUUCCCGUACAUACAAGUUCAGUUCGCUCAAGAUGUCGGGACGUCAACAACGUGUGAUGGUACAACCCAUCAAUGUAAUCUUCAAAAACUUGCAACAAAGGGCUAAAGUCGUUGUCUGGCUGUACGACAAUAUCGAGAUGCGUAUAGAAGGCAGAAUCAUUGGUUUUGAUGAAUUCAUGAACAUCGUCAUAGAUGAGGCUGCCGAGGUGUUUGUCAAAGAAGCUAAACCAAGGCGGGAGCUAGGACGCAUCAUGUUGAAAGGAGACAAUAUCACGCUAAUUCAGCAAGUUGUAUAGGUCUUCACUUUCUUUGCCCUUGUGUAAAAUUGACUCUGUUCCACUGUAUAAUUUGGGAUCCUACAAUGACAUUUUUUCUC
Molecule: messenger RNA, 405 nt
Organism: Heterobasidion irregulare TC 32-1
Lineage: Eukaryota; Fungi; Basidiomycota; Agaricomycetes; Russulales; Bondarzewiaceae
Exons: 5
Coding region: 62-325 (87 amino acids)
Biological process (GO): spliceosomal snRNP assembly; mRNA splicing, via spliceosome
Cellular component (GO): U2 snRNP; U5 snRNP; U4 snRNP
Source: RefSeq, a predicted model, not a curated record